Papilio polytes (common Mormon) is the source of this 750-nucleotide messenger RNA. RefSeq names its product tenascin-like (gene 6tox). Bases 57 to 680 code for a protein of 207 amino acids. NCBI's taxonomy places the organism in Eukaryota, Metazoa, Arthropoda, Insecta, Lepidoptera, Papilionidae. The record is from RefSeq and is a predicted model, not a curated record. The transcript has 5 exons.
GUUACAUGUUUAGUUAACAUUGCGGCUUACAUGUUACAACUUUAAAGUAUAACACAAUGAUUUCUUCAUUCCAAAUUGUAGUUAUUGCCUUAUUUUAUACGGCGAGUGCCUCUGUUGUGGUCAAUGUAUACAAUGACGGUACGGUAGAGAGCAGUGUCCAAGAAGAGAAUUUGGGCAGUUGCAAUCCGCAGACUUGUAGCCGUAUCUGCCAUGCUUUGGGUUUCGACAGCGGCAUUUGUAAUGGAGAUGUUUGUGAAUGCACUCACAGAGUCACCAAAACCGACAUUGAAAAUUUGAUUAAGAAUAAGUUGAAGAGUUGCAGCCCCCUCGGCUGUGAUCAAUCCUGCCGGCGCAUUGGAUUCCCGGGAGGUGCCUGCGUCAAUGGAAAAUGCAAAUGCGACAUUAUGAAGAAUGUAACAGAGAACGAAAUCUCAGAUGAAUCUAAGCAAGUCAGUGACUGCAGUCCACUAGACUGUGAUCAGACGUGCAGACGGAUAGGCUUUCAUGGCGGCGCCUGCGUACAUGGAAAAUGCAAAUGUGACAUACUGAAGAAUGACAACGAUAACUUAAAAAGCUCUAAGGAUGUAGGAGUGUGUGACUUCGGUACUUGUAACAUGAUGUGCAUACAAAUGCACAACCACGGCGGCAUGUGUUUGGGUAACGACUGCAAAUGUUUUUAAUAUUACUAUGAGAAGUAAUUUUUGUACUGAUCAUAUGAAAGUGAAUUAAAUGAAAUAGUUGAACAUCAAA